AGAUCACAACCUUCUCCUUUUUUCUUUGUUUGAUGUCAAUGAGUGAAAUGAAGAGAACUCAACGGUUCAAACGAGUCCUCAAACCCAACAAGACGAUCGAAAGUUUUGCGUUCAAUGACGAUCACGAAAAAUCAAAGCUCAAACCCAAAGUCAAAGCUCAAUCCCAGUUCGAUUCAAUCUCAAUAACCCAUCAUCUAUCUUUCGAGAAAUCAACAAUCUUGGCUCCCGAUUUCUGUCAAAUCGACGCGCUCGAUCUCGCGCCACUUCUUCUAGGCAAGUACCUUAGGAGAGAUGAUGUUGUUCUUCAGAUUACUGAGGUCGAAGCUUAUAGACCAAAUGAUUCAGCUUGUCACGGUCGAUUUGGUGUCACGGCAAGAACUGCCCCUGUUUUUGGACCUGGUGGCCACGCAUAUGUUUACCUUUGCUAUGGUCUUCAUAACAUGCUCAAUGUUGUGGCAGACAAGGAAGGAGUUGGUGCGGCUGUCUUGAUUCGUUCCUGUGCUCCUGUCAGUGGGUUGGAGACUAUUCAGCAGCGUCGUGGUGUGAAAACUGAGAAGCCUGUUCUUCUCUCUGGGCCUGGAAAGGUUGGUCAAGCACUCGGGCUUUCAACGGAAUGGUCUAACCAUCCUCUUUUCACUCCUGGUGGUUUAGAACUCUUAGAUGGGCCGAAGCCAGAAAAGAUGCUAAUUGGUCCUCGUGUAGGCAUUGAGUAUGCUUCGCCUGAACAUGUCAGUGCUUUAUGGAGAUUUGCCAUUGCAGAUACCCCUUGGAUAAGUGCUCCCAAAAACACCCUCAGGCCACCCGAAUCUUCAAUUGUAGGUAGUGAGGAACCUUACUUGGGGGAUCAGGGCGAGGAAGGAAAAGGGAGGAGAAUAAAAAAAGAGAGGGUAAAAUAGCAAAGGAAUUUAUAAUUUGUGAAAUUUGUACUAGUAAUUUAGAGAAAGAAUCCAAAAAUGGGGAAACAAAAUUUAUGGACUCCCAUUUUUGUCUCAUAUUGCCGCAUUGCUCGAGUUUUGGAUUGUACAUGAUGACUAUUACUCUCAUGGGUGCUUUGUAUUUUUAUGACACGUUUAAAAAUCCCUUCCACAAAAUUCUAGAUAAUCAAUGCGAAGCUUGAGAAGUUUCUUCA
This is a messenger RNA of Camellia sinensis, 1129 nucleotides long. Its product is annotated as DNA-3-methyladenine glycosylase (MAG). Gene Ontology annotation, molecular function: alkylbase DNA N-glycosylase activity; DNA binding. Lineage: Eukaryota; Viridiplantae; Streptophyta; Magnoliopsida; Ericales; Theaceae. Gene Ontology annotation, biological process: base-excision repair. The record is from RefSeq and is a predicted model, not a curated record.